Zea mays is the source of this 2226-nucleotide messenger RNA. The record is from RefSeq and is a predicted model, not a curated record. NCBI's taxonomy places the organism in Eukaryota, Viridiplantae, Streptophyta, Magnoliopsida, Poales, Poaceae.
CCGGCGCCUCCAAUCCAAGGCCACUCGCCCGCACCGUCGCUUCGGUGGUGCGCGCUGCUUCGUGCAUGCUGUGGUCGGUCCGGUCCGGUUCCGCGCGGCCUCCGCCUCCUCCUCUUCUCCUUCUGAUUCCUGAUCCACUGGUGCCGGGGGGCGUGCGUAACGUCCGGGACACGGCACGACCAAACCAGACCGGACCAGGCGGCAUUUGCGCCUCGUCUCCUCCCACUCCCACCUGUACCUCCGUGUCUGCCUAGCCAUUGCCCAUUGGGAGAGCGCGCGCGAGCGAAAGAGAAGCGGUAGCUCCACCGCCUCCGCCAAUGGCCGAGGAGGAAGAGGAGGAGCGCGGCGCGGCUCCCUUGCCCUUGCCCUUGCCCUUGCCGCGCAACGGCGAGGCCGCCGCCGCCGCCCACCGCCCAGAAUGCCCCGGCUGCGUGUUCGACCGGCGGAAGGACGACCUCCUGCUCCGCAGAGCCAAGCCGUACCGGGAGUUCCUCUACAUCUGGAUCAUCUCCCUCACCGCCGCCUUACCGAUAUCGUCGCUCUUCCCCUUCUUGUAUUUCAUGAUAAGAGACCUGAAUGUCGCUAAAAGAACAGAAGACAUCGGGUUCUACGCUGGUUUUGUAGGUGCCUCAUUCAUGUUUGGUAGAUGCUUGACUUCAACAGUAUGGGGCAUAGCGGCAGACCGCGUUGGGAGGAAACCUGUUGUCGUGUUCGGCAUUUCCUCUGUAGUUGUGUUCAACACAUUGUUUGGUCUGAGUGUCAACUACUGGAUGGCAAUAGCUACCCGGUUUCUGCUUGGUGCCUUGAAUGGUUUGCUUGGACCGAUAAAGGCUUAUGCCAUUGAAGUUUGCCGACCUGAACAUGAAGCCCUAGCACUAUCACUUGUCAGCACAGCAUGGGGAAUAGGUCUCAUUAUUGGUCCUGCUCUUGGAGGCUACCUUGCACUGCCUGCAGAAAAUUUUCCAACUGUCUUUUCACCUGACUCAAUCUUUGGAAGGUUCCCAUAUUUCUUACCAUGCUUAUGCACGUCAAUCUUCGCUGCGGUUGUUCUCAUAAGCUGCAUAUGGAUGCCGGAGACUUUGCACAAGCACAAAGUCCAUGAAAAUAGAAGUCGGAACAUUGAAGCUUUGGAGGCCCGUCUGAUUGAUUCAAAUGAAAAGGUUGAAGAAAGUGGUAGUUUAGAUAGUAAGAAGAGCCUAUUCAGGAAUUGGCCAUUGAUGUCAUCAAUAAUUGUCUAUUGUGUCUUCUCCUUCCAUGACAUGGCUUACACAGAGGUGUUCUCUCUAUGGGCUGAAAGCGACAAGAAGUAUGGUGGGCUGAGUUUAUCAUCUGAGGAUGUUGGUCAAGUGCUUGCAGUCACAGGUGCCAGUCUUCUUGUAUACCAACUCUUUCUAUACCCCAGUAUCAAUAAGGUUCUUGGGCCUAUCAAAUCUUCUCGAGUUGCAGCUAUCCUGUGCAUACCCAUCCUCUUUGCCUACCCCUACAUGACGUACCUGUCGGAACCUGGAUUAUCAAUCGUUUUGAAUAUUGCGUCAGUGAUAAAGAAUAAUCUCGGUGUCACCAUCAUUACAGGCACUUUCAUCCUUCAAAACAAUGCCGUGCCUCAGGACCAGCGAGGCGCUGCGAAUGGACUGUCCAUGACUGGGAUGUCCUUUUUCAAGGCACUUGCUCCAGCAGGAGCAGGCAUUGUGUUCUCAUGGGCGCAGAAACGCCAGCAUGCGUUUUUCUUCCCAGGUGACCAGAUGGUAUUCUUCCUCCUGAACGCCGUCGAGCUGGUCGGGCUUCUCCUCACGUUCAAGCCCUUCCUGGCAGUACCAGAGCAGUACGAUACGAGAUAGUUAGACGAUCUAUCUAUCUAUACAAGUUCUGGAACGUUCAAGACGAUUCAUCGUGUGCGGCUGUACCAGUGAAGGAGAAGCGCCAAAGCGUGUGCCCUUUACGCCGCGGAAGGUCUACAAACAGGGACAUACUCCUAUAUAGGAAGAUGCAAUGCAAGAGCUGUGGUGUACUUUUAAUUGUAGGUGAUGUAGUAGUGUAUGGUAGUAUCAGCAUUUUCUGCAUUCAUGAAAUGCACACGCAGGUGGUGGGAAAUGUGGGCAUGGAUCGAGAGUCGCUGCGCUGUUAAGUAGCAAUAAAUGUUAAGGUUCAGUGACUCGCUGUUAUUUGUUGGGAAUGAAAUUACUGGGCAUCUGUACCCUCGUUGUUUUAUAUCUGGCUGUUGGAUUC